Messenger RNA from Truncatella angustata, 1347 nucleotides. RefSeq lists its product as uncharacterized. NCBI's taxonomy places the organism in Eukaryota, Fungi, Ascomycota, Sordariomycetes, Amphisphaeriales, Sporocadaceae. The transcript has 3 exons. Bases 1 to 1347 code for a protein of 448 amino acids. The record is from RefSeq and is a predicted model, not a curated record.
AUGGCUGAUCCCGCUGGCGUUGAAAACUUCCCCCCCGGCGGUUCGAGUGCGCCCACCACGGGACCGGCAGACGAUGGUGCCAACAACGAUGUGCCUGGUUCGUCGAAUCCUGACAAUGCCACACACUUCAACAUAGGCUUGUCUACCACUGCCUCUGCCACGGAGGGCCAAACAGUAACCUUCAGCGCAGCAAGAACUCCUGGAUUAGAGGUAGAUCGUCAUGCAGCUGAAACAGCUUUCGAUGAUCGGGUGUGCCACCUUCAGCUCGACCAAGAUAGUGAUCAUUCGUCCAAAUGCGGCCAUCUAGACGCGACCCUGGAGACCAGGAAUCAGACGAUUGUCAGCGGACCUGACACGGGCUCCUUGACCUCGCCAUGCACCAAAGAACGAAAGGAAAGUCUUCUUCUCGGGCCCGAUCCCAUGGCAACGGUGGUGGAUGACGAGAAACCCCUGCGUACUCCAGAAUAUCAUGAUGCUGGCGAUUCCAGCGACUUCAGCGACGUUCGCAAGGGUAAACAGAAACAGAAAGCAGUCCAUUUUGCUUUCAACGAAUCGGGUCUGGGAGAUGCCGACGCGGACGCUGGAUCGUCAUCGUCGUCUAAGCCUGUCCGCACUGAUCUAGGCUCUGGUGACUAUGGUUGGGAGAGUUUCCCUGAUCGCCCGCCAGCGAAGCUCCCCAUUCAGUUUACCGAUGCGGUGGGGCGAGCAUUCGUCUUCCCAUGGGAGAAGGCGAGGACGUGGGAGGGUAUCAAGCGCUUGAUUGACGCAUGUUGCCUUCAUGUGGACAUAAUCGCACCCCAUGUACUUGCCGGCCACUUCGACCUCAUAGCGGACACAAACCCGAUUUUUGCCAGCCCACGCCAAAGAAUAAAUAGAGCUACUUCUGCAAGUACUCCAUCAAUAGAAAACCUUUUUACCAGUAAUGCGACCGCAUCGCCUUCCCCAUCGUCGUCGUCAUCCUCGUCAUCCUCGUCCGCCUCGCUUGCCGACGGUGAAUUCUCUCCGUUCGUGAACAAAAUUCCCGUUUGGGGAUACCAUAUUAUUCUCCCAGAGCUAUGGGAAGACCUUGCCGUACCAGGAAUGCUGGUUCGGCAGCAUAUGUGGCCCAUUGGUUCCACAAGUCUGCCGCCACCGCCGCCACCACUCCCGCCUAUAGCAGCACAUGGACAUCCAGGGGUUAACCCUGGAGGGCGAGGACGGGGACGUGGCGGACCGCUGGCCCUCCCUCCUCCUCCUCCUCAUCCUCAUCCUCAUCCUCAUCAUCUCCCUCCGCCUCCUCCGGCGCGGCCUUUCACAUUAUUCGCGGGCCCGCUUCCAAGGCCGAAGACAAGGAAGCGACGGGAAUAA